Messenger RNA from Aspergillus fijiensis CBS 313.89, 642 nucleotides. RefSeq names its product EMC1 family protein. The record is from RefSeq and is a predicted model, not a curated record. The coding region runs from base 1 to 642 and encodes 213 amino acids. The transcript is spliced from 3 exons. Gene Ontology annotation, cellular component: EMC complex. NCBI's taxonomy places the organism in Eukaryota, Fungi, Ascomycota, Eurotiomycetes, Eurotiales, Aspergillaceae. Gene Ontology annotation, biological process: protein folding in endoplasmic reticulum.
AUGUCUGAGAACUGGUUUGUUUACUCCUUCUUCGGCGAUGUUACCGACGAGCGAGACUUCUGCCAAGAUUUCCAACUUGUGAUCUCGGAGCUUUACGAGUCAUCUAUCCCCAACGACCGCGGUCCUUUGGAUUACGCUGCAGACUUCUCCAGUCUCAAUGCCUUCAUCAUCCCUGAGCCUAUAUUCCACAUGGCUGUCACCCAGACUCGCCAGGGAAUUACUAUCCGCCAGCUCCUUUGCACUCUGCCAGAGUCGAGCUCCAUCGUUGGCAUUCCUCGGCCUGUUCUAGAUCCCCGCCGCCCCGUCGACCGAGCCCCAACCGCUUCCGAGGCAGUGGAAGGUCUUUUCCGUUAUGCCCCACUGCUCGAGUUUGAUGGCAAGUGGUUCAUCACUCAUGCUCGUGAUGUUUCAGAUAUCAAGACAGUACUCUCCGAGCCCACUCUUCUUGAGAGUACCAACCUCAUCUUUGCAUUCGGUGGCGAUAUUUUCGGUACAAGAGCCACCCCUAGCCAAGCCUUUGAUGCUCUUGGCAAGAGCUUUUCCAGAUUGCAGCUCGUUCUUACAGUGGUAUCGUUGGCAAUCGGUGUGGCUUUCCUAGCCCCCAUGAAGAAGCAGGUCAACUUGCUGUGGAAAGCGAAUUAG